Zootoca vivipara (common lizard) is the source of this 2995-nucleotide messenger RNA. It is a transcript of the gene SLC5A6, whose product is annotated as solute carrier family 5 member 6. Gene Ontology annotation, cellular component: membrane. Lineage: Eukaryota; Metazoa; Chordata; Lepidosauria; Squamata; Lacertidae. Gene Ontology annotation, molecular function: symporter activity. The record is from RefSeq and is a predicted model, not a curated record. Gene Ontology annotation, biological process: sodium ion transport; transmembrane transport.
AGGAGGAGGGACCCGGCGGCUCCUCGCACGUGGGCGGCCCGAGCAAAGGUCGCUGUCGGCGGGCUGGCCGGGCGGAGAGCUCGCCAGGCGACCCAGGAAGCGCGAUCCCCGGCGGACGCCCGGCUAGUAAGUAGAUCGCCCCGUCUGGGUCAUGGCAGCUGCAGCGGAUCCCUGGCAGCGAGGCCACCGCUCGGCGUGCUGGUGAUGAGCUGGCGCCCGCUUUUGGCAAGUGGUUGGAGCUGAGUUUCAGCGCAGGGGUCCCUCCCGUGAUGGCCGAGGGACAGUAAAAGCCCCUCGCCCUCCCAGAAGCUCCUGAGAGCCGGCGCCUUCUGGGACAGCCAUGGCUGCGGCGUUGACGUUUGGAGUGGCCGACUACACCAUUUUCAUCCUGCUCCUGGUCGUCUCGGCUGGCAUCGGCUUCUACUACGCCUUCAGUGGCGGGAAGCAGAGCACCACGCAGGAGUUUCAGCUGGCCAACCGCAGCAUGGGCUUCUUCCCCGUGGCUCUCUCCCUCCUGGCCACCUUCCAGUCGGCCGUGGCCAUCCUGGGCGUCCCCGCCGAGAUCUACCGGAACGGCACAGAGUAUUGGUUCCUGGGGUGCUCCUAUUUCCUGGGGCUCCUCAUCCCGGCUCACGUCUUCAUCCCCGUCUUCUACCGCCUGCGCCUGACCAGCACGUACGAGUACCUGGAGCUGCGUUUCAACAAGGUUGUGAGGGUCUGUGGAACAGCCACCUUCAUCUUCCAGAUGGUGGUGUACAUGGGGGUCGUCCUCUACACCCCAGCGCUGGCUCUCAAUGCAGUGACCAGCUUUGACCUCUGGGCCUCUGUGCUGACCAUUGGGCUGGUCUGCACCCUCUACACCUCCCUGGGCGGCCUGAAAGCCGUGAUCUGGACGGACGUUUUCCAGACCUUUGUCAUGUUUGCUGGCCAGGUGGCCGUGAUCGUGGUGGGCACCGUCAAAGUGGGCGGCAUGGGGCGCGUCUGGCAGCUGGCGGAUGAGAAAGGCAUGGUGUCGGGCAUCGACCUGAACCCCGACCCUUUCGAGCGGCACACCUUCUGGACGCUGGCCUUUGGGGGCGUCUUCAUGAUGCUGUCUCUCUACGGGGUCAACCAGUCUCAGGUCCAGCGAUACCUCAGCUCUCGCACGGAGCGGCAGGCUGUGCUGUCUUGCUACGCCGUCUUCCCCUGCCAGCAGCUGGCCCUCUGCCUCAGUUGCCUCACUGGCCUGGUGAUGUUUGCUUACUACCAGGAGCAUGAGCAGAGUCCGGAGCAGAGCGGCGCCUCCCCGGAUCAGAUGGUCCUCUUCUUCGUGAUGGAUAUCCUGCAGGGAGUGCCUGGCCUCCCCGGCCUCUUUGUGGCUUGCCUCUUCAGCGGCUCCCUCAGCACCAUCUCCUCCGCCUUCAACUCCUUGGCCACCGUGACCAUGGAGGACCUGAUCCGCCCUUACGUGGGCCGCAUCCCCGAAGGACGGGCCACACUCUACUCCAAGUUGCUAGCUCUGGGCUACGGACUCCUCUGCCUGGGCAUGGCUUACGUCUCCUCCAUGAUGGGUUCGGUGCUGCAGGCUGCCCUCAGCAUCUUUGGCAUGGUGGGGGGCCCUCUGCUGGGAGUCUUCUCCCUGGGCAUGUUCUUUCCUUGUGCCAAUUCCGUGGGGGCCAUCUCUGGCUUGGCUGCCGGGCUGGCCAUGGCGUUUUGGGUGGGCAUCGGGAGCUGGGUGACCAAACAGGCGUCUGUGCCCCCCACGACUGGCAUCCCCCAACUGGACGCAAACCUCACAACGGCCGUCAUGACAACGCUGCAGACCAUAACGACGACCCCAGAGAGGCUGACGGGGCUGCGCAAGUUCUACAACCUGUCGUACCUGUGGUACAGCGCACACAACUCGACCACCGUCAUCGUCGUGGGACUGCUGGUCAGUUACCUCACAGGCCCCAUGCGGGGGGAGGACGUGGACCCCCGGACCAUCUUCCCUGUGCUGCCCCGCCUGUUCUGCUGCUUGCCGGCGAGGUACCGAGAGAGGCUGCGCUUCGGGGUCUGCUACCCCCAAGAGGACGGAAACCGCCAAGAGCCGGUCCCCCUUUCUGUGGGAAAGAACACCAAUGGGCUACUGAAUGGGCCACCGGAGGGCCUGCCCCUUGGGGGGCACAGUGAAGGAGGGGAGCCCCCCGGGGAGGGGGUUGCCCAGCCAGGUGGAGGCCACAUCCUGCGGGAGACAGCCCUCUGACCUGGGCGGUGUGAGCAGGCGGGGGGCGGUUGGCACUGUUCCGAGAGAGGACACCCCCGGGGGGGGGGAGGGGGUCCCAGACCCUCCUUGGGGCCCCUGUGGGCCGCUCUGCACUGGAUCCUGGAUGAGCCCCUGCUGUUGCAGCACUGGGGGGGGGCAAGCUGGACCCCACGCCCGGGUGAUGGAGGCGCCCUUUCCGGGGUCCUUUCCGGGGUCCCUCCUGCCACUCCUUCUCUUGCCAUAUUGUGAAUGUGCCAAUCUCUUAAGUGUGGGUGGGGGGGCUCUUCCCCCCCUAACUCAAGCCCUAUUGGGGCGAGGCAGGCGUGCCUGUGUCCUCCUGCCACCCCAACGCCCUCGGAGCCCCCCAGCCCACCCAACUGAGGCCUCACCAAAGAAGCCCCCCUUGACCUUCAAUGGGGUGGGGGGCUACCCUCUCAUUCCACUCCCCCCCCCCAGUUUGCUGCAGAGCUUCUUCAGCAAGAAGCAGCCCUUCGGGGGGGGGGGAGCAGGCUUAACCCUGUUCCAAAGUCCUGCCCACCAGUGGGGGGGGGGAGCACAGACAUUCCUCCAUCUCAGCGGCAGCCCCUCCAUCCACUCGUGGGCCUUGUCAUCCCCCCCUCGUUUUCUCUUUUCUGUACCCCAUGUUGCCCUUCUCUGAGAAGUACUGUUUUCCCGGUUCCUUGCCUUUCUGACGAUGCUCAGCGAGGAUUUUGGCUGCUGUUAAUAAAAAAACGGUUCUUGUUGCUGCUGUCUGCUUUGUGGGUGGAAGCU